Helianthus annuus (common sunflower) is the source of this 1422-nucleotide messenger RNA. RefSeq lists its product as uncharacterized. NCBI's taxonomy places the organism in Eukaryota, Viridiplantae, Streptophyta, Magnoliopsida, Asterales, Asteraceae. The coding region runs from base 1 to 1422 and encodes 473 amino acids. The record is from RefSeq and is a predicted model, not a curated record. The transcript has 3 exons.
AUGGCUGACACAACGGAAGACGAAGAUAAAAUCUCGAUAAAAGUAAUAGUAGAUAAAGUUAAUAAGAGAGUUGUAUGCGCUGAAGUCGAUUACAGUUUUGUUGACAUUUUGUUCAGCUACGUUACAUUGCCCAUGGGAACAAUUGCCAGGCUCUUGGGAACACAUGAUGAUAAAAAGUUUGAGUGUCUUGGGAGCUUUAACAAUCUGUACCAUAGUCUCAAGGAUUUACCUCACCGUUAUCUAUCCACAGAAUGCAAAUCUAUGCUUCUUAACCCCAGAAGUCUGUCAUAUGAUUACUGCAGACAUCUAGAGCUGAAAAUAGACGACACUGAGCCCAGCCAUUACUUUGAAUGUCAUAACAGAUGUUGCUCUAGUUAUGAUAAGGUAUUGAGUUGUAAUAACUUAUCUUCCGAGCAUGAUAGAUCCCAAAGUUGUCGGGGGUGUUAUACUUAUCUUCCGAGCAUGAGAUUCGAAGAGUCAUACUGGUAUUCCAGUGAUUAUGAUUUAGUCUCUUUGUUUACGAAUAGUGUUGGCAGCGGUGUUUUUGUUUCUGAUUCUGGAACUUUUAUUGUCACUGACGAUCUUUGUGUGGAACCUUAUAACAUGGCAAGUAGCAUCCGUUUGCUCACUGAUCUUGGAAUCACUGACAUGAACCAUCUAGAGGAGAGAAACUUACAGAUGUCUUCUUAUCAGAUGCUUUAUUUUUUAAAGUUGGCUCUUUCAACUCAUCGCCCAUUCACAUAUUUUGUUUUCUCUAAGAUCUGUCCUGAGACAGAUGUAUUUAUUUCUUGGAUUGAUAGUACUUCUCAACACAAUGAUUUCAUUAUAAAAGAAGAAUCAGCAAGUUCAAAGAUACAUCUGGAACUAUCUUUGCAAAAAUCUACUGGAAAGCUUUUAUUUGCCGAAUCAAAAGCAGAUUUUGUUGAAUUCCUUUUUGGUUUUUUAUCGUUACCAUUAGGAACGGUAAUCGGGACAUUGACGAAAGGAGCUUUUACUAGUAGAUGUAUGGAUAAUAUUUUAAGAAGUAUUUCACAUAUGAGUGUAGGAAAAUAUCUUAAAUCACAAGAUAUCAAAGAUAUGUUACUUACGCCUCAUUUUGGACAGAAGUAUAUUUCCAAGAAUCAAAUUUUUCCCUUGAAUGGCGUUCCAUUGCGUUCGGAUGAAAUUGAAAAUAAUGAUAUAAAGAUAGAUGGAGGAUUUCUAAAACAAUCUGGAAUGUUUUUGGUGACAGAUGACUUGACCAUAACCCCAUCAUCUUUAGCUUCAUCUAUCGAUCUUUUGAAAAAGUUGGAAGUCGCCCCUGAAGAUAUCGAGAGAUGCGAAGUUAGCAUUAGUUUGAAAGAGGGCUUAAGUAUGCUAAAAGAAUCACUAAGAUCUUCAUCUAUCUUGACCAAAAGCCUGGAGCAUCAAGUCAAGAAGUGA